Molecule: messenger RNA, 828 nt
Organism: Zingiber officinale
Lineage: Eukaryota; Viridiplantae; Streptophyta; Magnoliopsida; Zingiberales; Zingiberaceae
Product: zinc finger protein WIP2-like
Exons: 3
Coding region: 1-828 (275 amino acids)
Biological process (GO): anatomical structure development; regulation of gene expression
Cellular component (GO): nucleus
Molecular function (GO): DNA-binding transcription factor activity
Source: RefSeq, a predicted model, not a curated record
AUGGCCACCACCACCUCCCACAAUUUGUCUCCACCUUUGCAAGAAGCCCUCCCGCUCAUCGAUCAACUCAUGACUCCGACUAACGGUGAAGAAAAGAGAAAAGGAAAUAUCGAAUUCAUCGCGGAGGAGGAGGAGAGUGUGGCACUUCAAAUAGGAUUGCCAAGCUUCAAUGAAGUCGAUCUCAUCUCAAGAGACUCAAUUCCUAAUGACCCUUCUACGACAUUGACAAUCGAGGAAUUAGAGAGAAAGGCCACAAGGGGUAGCAAGUAUUGGAUCCCUACCCCGUCACAAAUCCUCAGUGGGCCAACUCGAUUCUCCUGCUCCGUUUGCUCCAAAACUUUCAACAGAUACAACAACAUGCAAAUGCACAUGUGGGGGCACGGGUCGGAGUAUCGAAAAGGGCCGGAAUCCCUGAAGGGGGCGCACGCGAACACGCCGGUGCGCAAAUUGCCGUGCUACUGCUGCGUCGCGGGGUGCCAAAACAACAUCGCGCACCCGCGCGCGAGGCCGCUCAAGGACUUCCGCACCCUCCAAACGCACUACAAGCGCAGGCACGGAGCCAAGCCCUUCGCGUGCCGCAAGUGCGCCAAGGCCUUCGCCGUGCGAGGCGACUGGCGCACCCACGAGAAGAAUUGCGGCAGACUCUGGUACUGUGUGUGUGGAUCGGACUUCAAGCACAAGCGAUCGUUGAAGGACCAUAUCGAGGGAUUCGGCACCGGCCACGCGGCCUACGAGAUCGACAUCUUCGAAGAUGUCGACAAUGAGCCCUCGUCAAAGAUUGAUCAAGGUCGUAGUGUCCUCGGAGAACAACUAUCUUUCUCCUUAUAA